Molecule: messenger RNA, 522 nt
Organism: Lottia gigantea (owl limpet)
Lineage: Eukaryota; Metazoa; Mollusca; Gastropoda; Lottiidae
Exons: 5
Coding region: 1-522 (173 amino acids)
Biological process (GO): positive regulation of transcription by RNA polymerase II
Cellular component (GO): RNA polymerase II transcription regulator complex
Molecular function (GO): protein dimerization activity; DNA-binding transcription factor activity
Source: RefSeq, a predicted model, not a curated record
AUGAGCGAUGAAGACAGGGAAGUCGAUGUUGAAAGUGAUGAAGAUUUUGAUGAUGUUGAUAGUGUAAGUGGAAUCUCCCAAUCCGGUUCAAAUUCGGCAUCAUCAAGCCAGUUUGCUAGUCAGACUGAGAAAAGAGCACAUCAUAAUGCAUUAGAGAGAAAGAGGAGAGAUCACAUCAAGGGGAGUUUCCACAGUUUGAGAGAUUCUGUUCCGUCUUUACAAGGAGAAAAGGUAUCCCGAGCUCAAGUAUUAAAGAAAGCAUCCGACUAUAUCCAGUUUAUGAGAAAAAAAAAUCAGGGGAAUCAACAAGAUAUUGAAGAUUUGAAAAAACAAAACUGUAUUUUAGAAAAACAAAUCCGAGCUUUAGAGAAAGCAAAGAAUACCGGACAGUAUGCUCAGACAUCUACCAAUGGUGAGACAGUUUCAUUUGAUGGUAUCUCAGAAGAAACUGAUACAAGUAGUUCAGAAUCUAUAGAUAUUAAUGGUAGUCAUCGUAAGAAAUUAAAGCUCUCAGCUAGUUGA